Molecule: messenger RNA, 1411 nt
Organism: Cygnus atratus (black swan)
Lineage: Eukaryota; Metazoa; Chordata; Aves; Anseriformes; Anatidae
Gene: HTR1A
Product: 5-hydroxytryptamine receptor 1A
Exons: 1
Coding region: 39-1280 (413 amino acids)
Biological process (GO): regulation of hormone secretion; adenylate cyclase-activating adrenergic receptor signaling pathway; regulation of vasoconstriction
Cellular component (GO): plasma membrane
Molecular function (GO): G protein-coupled serotonin receptor activity
Source: RefSeq, a predicted model, not a curated record
CCCAUGCCCGUCUCCUGAAGCGACCCCCCCGUCCCGGCAUGGAUGUGGCCAACAACACUACCUCCCCAGAGCGCUCCCCCGAGGGGGCAGGUGGCCCCGGCCUCGCCGAAGUGACCCUGGGCUACCAGCUGCUCACCUCGCUGCUCCUGGGCACGCUCAUCCUGUGCGCCGUGAGCGGCAACGCCUGCGUGAUCGCGGCCAUCGCCCUGGAGCGCUCCCUGCAAACCGUGGCUAACUAUCUCAUCGGCUCGCUGGCCGUCACCGACCUCAUGGUGUCCGUGCUGGUGCUGCCCAUGGCAGCCCUCUAUCAGGUGCUGAACAAGUGGACGCUGGGGCAGGUCACCUGCGACAUCUUCAUCUCGCUGGACGUGCUGUGCUGCACCUCUUCCAUCCUGCACCUGUGCGCCAUCGCCUUGGACAGGUACUGGGCCAUCACGGACCCCAUCGACUAUGUCAACAAGAGGACUCCCCGGCGGGCCGCCGUGCUCAUCAGCCUGACCUGGCUCAUCGGCUUCUUGAUAUCCAUCCCGCCCAUGCUGGGCUGGAGGACGCCCGAGGACCGCUCGGACCCCGACGCCUGCACCAUCAGCAAGGACCACGGGUAUACCAUCUACUCCACCUUCGGCGCCUUCUACAUCCCGCUGCUCCUCAUGCUGGUGCUCUACGGCCGCAUCUUCAAGGCGGCCCGCUUCAGGAUCCGCAAGACCGUCAAGAAAGCGGAGAAGAAGAAAAUCGCCGACACCUGCCUCACCCUCUCCCCGGCCACCCUGCAGAAGAAAAGCAACGGGGAGCCCGGCAAGGGCUGGCGGCGGACUGUGGAGCCCAGGACCGGCGCCUGUGUCAACGGCGCGGUGCGGCAGGGCGAGGACGGGGCAGCCCUGGAGAUCAUCGAGGUCCAGCGCUGCAACCGCUCCUCCAAGACUCACUUGCCGCUGCCCAGCGCGGCGUGCGGCUCCCCGCCGCCCCCCUCCUUUGAGCGGCGCAACGAGAAGAACACGGAGGCCAAGCGGAGGAUGGCUCUGUCCCGGGAGAGGAAGACUGUCAAGACCCUGGGCAUCAUUAUGGGCACCUUCAUCCUCUGCUGGCUGCCGUUCUUCAUCGUGGCGCUGGUCCUGCCCUUUUGUGACAGUAAGUGCUACAUGCCUGACUGGCUGGGGGCAGUCAUCAACUGGCUGGGCUACUCCAACUCCCUCCUCAACCCCAUCAUCUAUGCCUAUUUCAACAAAGACUUCCAAAGUGCUUUUAAGAAAAUUAUCAAGUGCAAAUUCUGCAGGCAGUGAAGCCCCCCCACCUCCGGGACGGGGCAGCGGCGGCUCCUGCCCCUGGCUCCAUCCCGCCUGCCCCCCGCUGCAGUGCGCCCUUCGCCCAGCCCCUCCCCAGUGCCGGCAGGAGGCCGGGGGGCGCCUGGACC